Molecule: messenger RNA, 1118 nt
Organism: Aspergillus saccharolyticus JOP 1030-1
Lineage: Eukaryota; Fungi; Ascomycota; Eurotiomycetes; Eurotiales; Aspergillaceae
Exons: 2
Source: RefSeq, a predicted model, not a curated record
AGCCCUCUGAAGCCGACGCAUCUCAUCUCGACAAUUCGAGGGAAACGACGGGAAUCGAUGAUUCCACCGAUACCAUCUCAAGUUGGGAAGACGUUCUCUACAUGAAUGAUCCUGCGCUGACUGAGGCACUACAUGAUUUCGAUCAAGCAUUACUAUCUUAUGCGCCUCAAUCUCAGGCAGAAUCGGAAGAACCGUCAGGAAACCCAGUCUUGUGGCCAGCGACUCUCGAUGGCUUCCCUAUACUACAGCAGACAUGGCUCUGGGAUAUCGACAACGAUCUUGCUUUUGGCAUAGAUCCUACACAUUCUCCUCCGCCAUCGGCUUGAACGAGACCUCGACGGGCUCAUUCCCGAUUCCACGCCUCCGGGCCUCUUCCAGAAUCGCGACCGUUGCUGUCGCACCAAUGCGAGUCGCCCCCAGGCUCAUGACAUGCAGCAGAUCAUCCAGCGUUCUCACUCCGCCCGCCGCCUUGAUCUGCACCUUUUCCCCAGAUUUCUCCCUCAUGAGCUUAAGCGCCUUGACCGUCGCGCCCUUGUAGUUAUACGCGCCAUCCUUCUGCUUGACAAACCCGUACCCUGUGGAGGUCUUGACGAAAGCCACAUUGAGCUGCGUGCAGAUCUCACACAGCCGGGCGAUAUGCUCCGACUGCAAGUAAUCGUUUUCGAAGAUGACUUUCAAGAUUGCACCGUGGGCAGUGACGGCCUCGUUGAUCUGGCGUAUCUCGUCCGUGACGUACUCCCAGUCCCCGCCGAGGAUCUUGCCCACGUUCACGACCAUGUCGAUCUCCGCGCCGCCCGCUUUGGCUGCCGCGGUGGCUUCGAGGACCUUGAUUUCGGUGGUGCUGUUCCCGUGCGGGAAGCCGAUGACGGGGCAGAUCAGAACGUCGGAUCCGGCGAGUACUUGCUUUGCGAGGGGGAUGGCGUAGGGCUUGACGCAGGCGGUGGCGACGUGGUUGUCUCGGGCGAUCUUGAGGCCCGCCUGGAGGUCAGCGUCUGUCAUGGUGGGGUGCAGGAGGGAGUGGUCGAUCAUUUUCGCCAGCUGAGGCAGGGUCACGGUGAUGGUGCUAGACAUCUUGAGUUGCUUUCACUAGGUGUUCUGUAUGGGGCUGCUGUGGUUGG